This is a messenger RNA of Mycena indigotica, 2202 nucleotides long. RefSeq lists its product as uncharacterized. The record is from RefSeq and is a predicted model, not a curated record. The coding region runs from base 1 to 2202 and encodes 733 amino acids. The transcript has 8 exons. Gene Ontology annotation, molecular function: serine-type endopeptidase activity. Lineage: Eukaryota; Fungi; Basidiomycota; Agaricomycetes; Agaricales; Mycenaceae. Gene Ontology annotation, biological process: proteolysis.
AUGGCUCCGCCUGCUCCUUUCGACUAUAGCGGGCUCGAGUUCACGGAACCUGCCGAGCAGAUAAAAGCUUUCAACAUGAAGGCUGUCCCUCAACGUAUUUUCGAAGAUAUGCGGAAAUAUGAGGCUGCGGCUCGAGGAUUUGCUUUUACUUGUUUUGAAAAGCCCCGUGGAAGCGAUAAUACCGCAAAUAAUGCAAUCAUUCAACAUCGUCCUGAAGAUUCCCAAGUAGCAGAGCUUUACCGUAUCUCGCUGGAUCCUCAAGUCAAUAGCAUGGAGCGAAUUACUCAUUUUGACUUCAAAGGCGGCAGAAUCAUUGGCUCCUUCCAUCCCAUUGUCGGAGAAGACUGGCGUGGAGUCUGGAGGUCUGGGGGACAUGUAUUCACCAUGGACCUCAACGGGAACGAGUAUUUCCAGCUCUGGCGCUACUGGGAGGACGGUGACACCCCGCUUCCGGCGAUCGAUGGCGAGCUACAAAAUUCCCCCGGUGGUCGUAUCGAGCGUUUAACGCACGACGAAAAUAAAUAUCUCAACAUUGUUAUAUCAGACUCGCAAAAAAUCAUGGCAUUUGUUUCCAACAAAGAGAACGGAACCGACCUUCUCGUAUACAUCUCGCAAAUGACUGACUCUGAUACUGGCGCCACAGCAGACUCUAAUCCGCUUACUUUACCUUCGCGACUGGUGACCCCGUUACCCGAGAAUGGUCAUUCCCGAUGGAGCAUCGAGUCAAUUUCAAUCGAUGACGAGUAUCUCGUCCUGAUUGACGUGCAAACCUCAGCAUUCCGACCGCUUUUCAUCGUUCCUACCUCAGGCGGCCAUCCUGAACGAAUCUUACUCCCAAAUGCUACAGAAAGUGAAGCAGAAACCGCGUUUGCAUCCGCGUCCUUCUCUCGUGAUCCCAACCAACCACAUUUACUCUACUUGGUCGGUGACGCGUUUGGUGCUUUUCAGUCUAUCUGUACCUAUGACAUCAAAACUCGUUCAGUCAUACACAUAACGACGCCUCAGCAUGAUCUUCGGUCCCUCCGUCCGAUUGACUGGGAUUGCUCGCGUUUAGCAGUCAACUCCGAAUGCGUUUACUUUCAAGCCAACGUUGAUGGCUAUGCUGCUCUUUUCAUCUGGCAGUUGCAUGGUCCCCUCAAGGGCAAGGUUGUGCAAAUCAAACCGCAGUGGGAGGGUGGCCAGUUCACCGUCCACACCAACGCCAGGAACGGCAAACCUUAUGAGUUAAUAGUAACUCUACGAUCCCAUCUAUCCCAGAAUCGCCUUGCGCGUAUGGACCUCGACGGUUAUAUCAUUCCCGAAAAUGUCAAAACAGACGAAAAUGGCGGUUCGUACAUUCCCGUGCCCGUCUUUCCUUACAAACAAGCCACGCCCGUUCCGCCUUCCUACCCAACCUUCCCAUCGAAAAUUAUCCGGUUCAAGAGCUUUGAUGGGUUGGAAAUUCCCUGCAUGUAUUAUCAUCCUACGGACGGGAAGACCAUGGCACCACUCGUCGUCGACAUCCAUGGUGGCCCAGAAUCUCAAUCCGACUCGAAUAGGCGGUCGCCUAUCCAUUGGUACCUUAUGAACGAGCUUGGGUGCGCUGUAAUCCUUCCCAAUGUUCGAGGUAGUCGCGGGUAUGGCAAACACUUUAUGGCGGCCGACAGUGUCGAAAAGCGGGAAGAUUCAGUCAAGGACAUCGGCGCGUUGCUCGAUCAUGUCGAGACCUCUAUGGCAAACGAGCUUGAUUCAAAGAGGAUUGCGGUGAUGGGAGGUUCAUAUGGCGGGUAUAUGACCCUUGCUACCCUCAUCCACUUUCCCACUCGAUUUGCCUGCGGAGUAGCGAACUUCCCUGUGGCUCACUGGCCCUCGUUUUUGGAAAAGACAGCGCCCAGUCGCGCGAAUCACCGACGCGGAAAAUACGGUGACGAACGCAUCCCGGAAAUCCGUGCAUUUUUAGAGCGCAUAUCACCCAUCAACCGCGCUUCGGAAAUUGCUGCCCCCCUGCAAAUUGCGCAUGGAGACUCCGACAGCCGUAUUCCCGUUGACCAGGCUGUCCGCAUGUGGCAAACAGUGACAAAGAGUAGGGUCCAUAGCGAGCUGAUGGUCUGUGCUAAGGAGGGACAUGGAUUUAAACAGCGAAGUGUUAUUGAGUUUACGAAUGCUGCUAAGCUUCACUUCCUUGAGCGUUACCUUGUCUCACCACGCAAUGCUGGUCUUUAG